Molecule: messenger RNA, 315 nt
Organism: Otolemur garnettii (small-eared galago)
Lineage: Eukaryota; Metazoa; Chordata; Mammalia; Primates; Galagidae
Gene: GALP
Product: galanin like peptide
Exons: 5
Coding region: 1-315 (104 amino acids)
Biological process (GO): antimicrobial humoral immune response mediated by antimicrobial peptide; behavioral response to starvation; defense response to Gram-negative bacterium
Cellular component (GO): extracellular region
Molecular function (GO): hormone activity
Source: RefSeq, a predicted model, not a curated record
AUGGCUCCCUCCCUCCACUUGGUCCUUCUUCUCUCCAUCUUGCUGAGCUUGGUGGAGACUCCAGCUUCUGCUCCUGCCCACCAGGGCCAAGGAGGGUGGACGCUCAAUAGUGCUGGCUACCUCCUGGGUCCUGCCCUUCACCUUUCCUUGGCUGACAAGCAAGACAGGAGGAAGGAAGCAGCUCUGGAGAUCCUAGACCUGUGGAGGGUCCUCAAUGGACUCCCCUAUUCCCGCUCCCAGCGGGCCCCCAAGAAGAGUCUGGUGGAGACUUUUGCCAAACCAGAGAACAGAGGUCUGGGCAUGCUUGGCGAGUAA